AGGGACGCCCUUUCCCGUCCCGGCUUCCGUAGAAGGCCAGAAGCAAGCUAGCUUUUUUUUUUGGCGCCUGUGCUAUUUGAGAUAAAGAAGCUGACCGCGUGUUCAUCACCAGCCAUCGUCCAAGCUGAGGCGAGUUGUUUUAAUUGAGCCUAAAAGAGCACAGCAUGGGCAAGAAGCAGAAUACCAAGGGUAGGAAGGAUUCACAGGAGGGGGGGCAGGGCACACAAGAGGAACCUGAGGAAUUUGUGGUGGAAAAAGUUCUGGACCAGCGUAUUGUGAAUGGGAAGGUGGAGUUCUUCCUCAAGUGGAAAGGAUUUACAGAAGCUGACAACACCUGGGAGCCGGAGGAGAACUUGGAUUGUCCGGAGCUUAUCAACGCUUUUCUUGAAGCCCAGAAGAACAUUAAGGAGAAACCGGCUUCUCUGAAGAGAAAGGCAGCUGCAGACGACUCUGAAAUGGAUGCGAAGAAGAAAGAUGCUCCCGAGAAACCCAGAGGCUUUGCGAGGAACCUUGAUCCAGAAAGGAUCAUUGGUGCAACAGACAGCAGUGGGGAGUUGAUGUUCUUGAUGAAAUGGAAAGACUCUGAUGAAGCCGACUUAGUCCCAGCCCGAGAGGCCAACACCAAGUGCCCUCAAGUGGUCAUUGCCUUCUAUGAGGAGAGGUUAACAUGGCACUCGUGUCCGGAGGAUGAAGCUCAGUAGUUAGCUGCCUCUGGGCCUGGUACCUCCUCCUUUUUCCUCAGGACUGACUCUCCUCCGUUGGCCUGGCCUUCUAGUUUUAGCUGUUCUAGUUUAGGUUUUUGUUGUUUUUUUGGGGGGGGCCGGGGGUUCUGUCUUCAAAAUGUACCACUUGCAUAGCCCAGCUGCGUAGGAGAGCUGAAAUUGUUCCAUAUGAUAGAUAUGUUAUCACAGUCGUUUUAAUAAUACUUGGUUUGUGGAACCUGAGUCACACACCGCCUACACAGCCUCAUCCCAGAAUUGCAUAUGGUUACACGCAUCUUAUGCCAUUGUUCUCGCAAGCUCAAUGGAAGGAAGAGUUUUCUCUGACAUUUUUUUUCCUUCUGUUUUUCAACUUGUUGUUGGUUUUUUUUGUAAAUAUUGCUUUGAUUCAAAUAAAGGUGUUUUUUUUUU
Messenger RNA from Phyllopteryx taeniolatus (common seadragon), 1130 nucleotides. RefSeq names its product chromobox homolog 3a (HP1 gamma homolog, Drosophila) (gene cbx3a). Gene Ontology annotation, biological process: negative regulation of transcription by RNA polymerase II; chromatin organization. NCBI's taxonomy places the organism in Eukaryota, Metazoa, Chordata, Actinopteri, Syngnathiformes, Syngnathidae. Gene Ontology annotation, cellular component: nucleus; pericentric heterochromatin. The coding region runs from base 165 to 701 and encodes 178 amino acids. The record is from RefSeq and is a predicted model, not a curated record. Gene Ontology annotation, molecular function: chromatin binding. The transcript has 5 exons.